Planococcus citri (citrus mealybug) is the source of this 1467-nucleotide messenger RNA. RefSeq lists its product as uncharacterized. The transcript has 6 exons. NCBI's taxonomy places the organism in Eukaryota, Metazoa, Arthropoda, Insecta, Hemiptera, Pseudococcidae. The record is from RefSeq and is a predicted model, not a curated record. The coding region runs from base 484 to 1026 and encodes 180 amino acids.
AAAAAUGGUUCGAAUUCGUGUUUUGAAAAUAUUUCUGAAGAAAAUACAUGUAUUUAGAUUUUAAAAUCUGACGGAUUCAGUCAGUUGUUUCGUUGUUUGUUUCUUCUUUUCUUUACGAGUGCGUCCAGUAAGAUUCUUAUGAAAUAUUUUGUAUUUGUAUUCAACACGUGUUACGGCUGUUCAUUGAUUUUGUAAAAAAUCAAUGCUAAUGUGUAAUAUGGAUUAACUUUUCGCCAUCGUUGUUUUGUUUGCGAUUCGAUCUCCGAAGCUAAAGCUAAUGUACGUCGCCGUUUUCAGCCCUUAUCGAAUGGCGGAAAGUUUUAUAUCCUUGGACUUUCAACGAAUUAUAAUCACCUAAUAUUGGCAAACUUACCCACUGCGUGGUUCAUUUUUGGUUUGAAUUUAGCGGGGUCUCAUACGCUCCAAUCACUUAUAAGUAAAUUUGUAACGCUCGUUGCCGUGUCAGCGCAAUAUUAACGUAAAAUGUUGUCCAUCAUGCGAAGUAAAACUAAUGUAUUAUCGAAAACAUGCUUUUUGAGUCUCAAACAGGGUUGGAAAUGCCUUGCACUUGAAAAUCGUAUUUGUACAGACGUAGAUUCCUCGGAGAAAAAGAUCCAAAAAGAAUACGAAGCGCUCGUUGAAAAUUAUGACGGAAAACCUUUUCAAGAUCUACCCGUAAAAACUUUAGUAAAAAUCAUUAUAAGAGAAUUUGCAGAGAUUAAAAUACUAAAUAAAUCGUGUGAAGCAACGUUAGCGCAACGUACAGAAAAAUUGAACUGUGCAUUGGUAGAAUUGGAAACGUUACGAAAGCAACGACGAUUACUCGUGCAAGGUCAAAUUAUAAUGAAGAUACUAAUCGAAAAAAAGCUCUUGAAACAUCGACAAACCAAUAGUAAAAAGUGGGUGAAAAUUCCAAUCGACACCAGAAAUAAAAUCGAUCGUAUUUUAAGAGAGAGUGAUGAAACGGCCUGUCCUAUUGUUGAUCGAAGGGAUCCGAACAUAAGUGGAAAUGACUCUCUAGUGUAGGAUGAAAUUGACUCGUUAAUUCUAGUAAUUAAAGGAAACGUUUGAAUUUUUUACAUUUAAAAUUUUUUUUAAAAUCUAUUAGUUGGUGUCUACCUAGAAAACAACGAGCAACAGCGCGAAUCAAAAAAUUGUGUUGGCUGGUGUUUUCUCGAAUUUUGUUUGUCUUUGUUGCCUCUUAUGUAAACAGUUGAAAAGGGAUGUUUUCCCCACAAUUUUGAAUCAUUUGUAGGAAUUUCAAAACGUUAAUUUUUUACUUACUCGUAUUGAAUCUUAUUUUAUUUUUUUAUUUACCAUCGUUUCAAGUGAUCAUUUUUAAAUUCAAAUAUUUUUUCCAUCGUUUUUAAUUUCUAUUUACUUGAAAUAUUCAUUGAUCGUAUAGGUAUUUUAAUAUUUUCUUCGUGUAAUCUGAUUUCUUUAAUAAAUUAAAAUAUUUUAAUGGAA